Molecule: messenger RNA, 789 nt
Organism: Sphenostylis stenocarpa
Lineage: Eukaryota; Viridiplantae; Streptophyta; Magnoliopsida; Fabales; Fabaceae
Source: the annotation of a GenBank genome assembly
AUGAAGCUUGAUGAUACUAAGCUGGUUAUUUGGGUCAAAUCUGCAUUUUAUAAGGAAUCUGGACUUCAGUUUGAGAAUAAUUGUGAAGUUGGAGUCUUCUCAAAACUUACCAAUGCCUAUUGUUUGGUUGCUAUUGGAGGUUCCGAAAACUUCUACAGUGCAUUUGAGAGUGAGUUAGCAGAUGUUAUCCCUGUGGUCAAGACCUCCAUUGGUGGCACCCGUAUUGUUGGUCGGCUUUGCGUUGGAAACAAGAAUGGCCUUCUCUUGCCUCAUACCACAACAGACCAAGAGCUUCAACAUUUGAGAAACAGUCUACCUGAUCAAGUUGUUGUUCAGCGUAUAGAAGAAAGAUUAUCCGCACUGGGAAAUUGUAUAGCAUGUAAUGACCAUGUGGCCCUCACCCAUACUGAUCUUGACAAGGAAACUGAGGAGAUGAUUGCUGAUGUUCUUGGAGUAGAAGUUUUCAGGCAAACUAUUGCUGGUAAUAUUCUUGUUGGCAGUUUCUGUGCAUUCUCCAACAGGGGCGGUUUGGUCCACCCUCAUACUUCCAUCGAAGACUUGGAUGAACUUUCUACUCUUCUUCAGGUUCCUUUGGUUGCUGGGACUGUCAAUCGUGGUAGUGAAGUUAUAGCUGCCGGCAUGACAGUAAAUGAUUGGACAGCAUUUUGUGGUUCAGACACCACAGCAACAGAGCUUUCUGUGAUCGAGAGUGUUUUCAAGCUGAGAGAAGCCCAACCCAGUGCCAUUGUCGAUGAGAUGAGGAAAUCACUCGUGGAUACUUACGUCUAA